Messenger RNA from Megalobrama amblycephala (Wuchang bream), 1278 nucleotides. RefSeq names its product GATA zinc finger domain containing 1 (gene gatad1). Gene Ontology annotation, biological process: regulation of DNA-templated transcription; chromatin organization. NCBI's taxonomy places the organism in Eukaryota, Metazoa, Chordata, Actinopteri, Cypriniformes, Xenocyprididae. The transcript is spliced from 5 exons. Bases 235 to 963 code for a protein of 242 amino acids. The record is from RefSeq and is a predicted model, not a curated record. Gene Ontology annotation, molecular function: sequence-specific DNA binding. Gene Ontology annotation, cellular component: nucleus.
AGUUUUUUUUUGUAUGAUAAAACAUACGGGACCUAUCAUUUAUUGUUUUCAAAAUGAAAGCUGUGUAUUUGAGGUUAAACUAAUGGUCAUAUUUCUUCGAAUUCGCCAUUUAUUGUGGAUUUUUGGCUGUGGUCGCAUUUUUACCGGAAAAACACGACGGUUUCUUUCAGAAUUAACUUUGCAAAGACCGUUGUAAACGCAACCUUGCCAGGCUGCAGCUUGUGGUCAGCAAACAUGCCUCUUGGUUUAAAACCAUGUUGUGCUGUCUGCAAAACGAUCUCCUCUUCCAUGUGGAAAAAAGGAAACCAGGGGGAAAUUUUGUGUAACAACUGCACGGGUAAAAGUGUAACCAGUGGAGGCUCCGGAGCAUCUGCUUCAUCCACCAUCCAGCAGAAUAAUGGCGGAGGGAAACAGUCAAAACAGGAAAUCCACAGACGCUCCGCUCGGUUACGGAGCACCAAGUACAAAGCGCCGGCAUCUGAGAAAAAGGUCUCAACCAAAGGAAAGGGUAGACGACACAUUUUCAAAUUGAAAAAUCCUAUCAAAGCACCAGAGUCUGUGUCAACAAUCAUCACAUCAGAGUCCCUGUUUUACAAGGGUGUCUAUUAUCAAAUAGGAGAUGUCAUAAAAGUAAUAGACGAGGAUGAUGGUAAACCGUAUUACGCACAGAUUCGUGGUUUCGUCCAGGACCAGUACUGUGAGAAAAGUGCUGCGUUAACAUGGCUGAUCCCAACUCAGGCCAGUCCGCGAGAUCGAUUUGAUCCAGGCACAUACAUUGUUGGCCCUGAAGAGGACUUGCCAAGAAAAAUGGAAUACCUGGAGUUUGUCUGUCACGCGCCAUCAGAGUAUUUCAAAUCCAGAAGUUGCCCUUUCCCAACAAUACCAGUUCGUCCAGAAAAAGGUUACAUCUGGACUCAUAUAGGACCGACACCUGCUGUCGCCAUCAAAGAAACUGUAGGGUGAAAUAACCCUUAAAAUCAUUGUACAUACAGACUGAACUGAACCUAUUUUUUGGUUUGCCAAGAUACUUUUCAGUGCUAUAUCAAAAACAGAACUGUUAUGCUUGAAUUAGGAUAUGUGUGGUAUUGGCCAUCGAAUAUAUUUUCUACAAUUACAUUUGUAACUGUACAGAAGCUCUUAUUUUCGAGCGAAGCCUCAGCAUGCCUGUUUCACAGUUAAACACAUAAGCAGCAGAAGUCUACACUACGACAUAGAGGUCAAAUCGAAAAGAAACUGAGUACAAAGUUAAUUUGUAAUAAAUUCAGAGUGUUCAUGUGA